Molecule: messenger RNA, 1127 nt
Organism: Rhodofomes roseus
Lineage: Eukaryota; Fungi; Basidiomycota; Agaricomycetes; Polyporales; Fomitopsidaceae
Product: glutathione S-transferase
Exons: 6
Source: RefSeq, a predicted model, not a curated record
CAUGUCUCACGGAAAGCAGUUCACACUGAUCAGCUCUCUAACGGGGCCCAAUGCCUGGAAAAUCGAUUUUGUCCUCCUCGAGCUGGGCUUGGAGUACGAGUCGAAGUUCCUUGACUUCACCAAGCUAGAGCAGAAGGCGCCGGAUCACACCAAGUACAACCCGAAUGGUCGUAUUCCGACCCUGAUAGACCACUCGAACAACGAUUUUGUCAUGUGGGAGUCGGAUGCGAUCAUGCUCUACCUGGUCGAGAAGUAUGAUACUGAGCGCAAGAUAUCCGUCUCGGACUUCAAUGAGAAGUUUGAACAAGUUCAGUGGCUGUUCUUCCAGGCCUCCGGCCAAGGCCCAUACUUCGGACAGGCGGUUUGGUUCAUGCAUUACCACCCCGAGAAGAUCUCCAGUGCCGUCGCACGCUACCAGGCUGAGACGAUCCGUGUGCUCGGCGUCCUUGACGGUGUGUUGUCCAAGCGCGAAUGGCUCGUCGGCGGGAAGUGCACCAUCGCCGACCUUUCGUUCGUCCCGUGGAACUUGUAUGCGUUGAGGGUCAUCCUCAAGAACCGUCCUGACGUAGACGUCCCAAAGGAUUAUCCUGCGUAUUACAAGUGGCACCGCGCCAUGUUUGCCCGCGAGUCAGUGGCGAAGAUUGCGGCCCCGGCGGAGGCUGCUUUGAUUGAACGAGGGAGGUGAAACAAGAUACGUGAUCGUUGUCACUGGCGUAGGCGGACGACAGCGAAGCAAGUAGUAGACUUGUCGGAGUUCCUUACGUCCGUACAAGGCUACUAUUCGCUGGUCACACUAUGUGCUUCCGAUAAAUGUGCAUACGAUCUAAAGCUGGUUUGGAUAACUCAGGAGCGUAUUGCGUGACUCACCUGUCGGCAUUGAAUUCCAGAUAACCUCAUGGGCGGAACGGAGCGAGGCAGUUCAUGAAGCCAUUCACGGCGGCCGUACGCAGGAUUUCUCCGCAUCAUCUGGACGCCCAAGUCAGGCCAGUAUCAUUGUGGAGGUCAUGGUAGUCAAUGUGCGCAGUUUAGGCGCGGUAUCACUCUCCGGACAUGGGAUCGUAGCAAGUGGUCGUGAUAUACUAGUAACGGAUAGGUGGGUUCUGGCUUUCUCGGGCAUGAUUCAGCCA